Prunus armeniaca (apricot) is the source of this 1764-nucleotide messenger RNA. The record is from the annotation of a GenBank genome assembly. NCBI's taxonomy places the organism in Eukaryota, Viridiplantae, Streptophyta, Magnoliopsida, Rosales, Rosaceae.
AUGGGACAUUGUUGCAGCAAGAACGUAUCGGUGGCCGACAACGAACCCACCGGCCGCCAACAGUCAAAACAUUCGCCAGUCGCCCCGGUGUCACCGAGCCCCAGAACCGGCGAUGUUCACUCCGGCAAAGAAACUCCGGCGAACUCUUUCUCGGCGAGUCCGCUGCAGAGCCCACUACCUGCCGGAAUAGCGCCGUCUCCGGCGAGGACGCCGGGAAGGAAAUUCCGGUGGCCCUUGCCUCCACCGUCACCGGCGAAGCCGAUUAUGGCGGCACUUCGAAGGCGACAGGGGCGUGAGGCGAAGCCAAAGGACGGGCCGAUACCGGAGGAGCAUCAAGGAAACCAAGUUGAGGCUGAUAGAGCACUAGACAAAAGCUUCGGGUAUGGGAAGAACUUUGGGGCAAAGUUUGAGCUGGGGAAGGAGGUGGGUCGAGGGCAUUUUGGUCACACUUGCUGGGCCAAGGGCAAGAAGGGAGAGCUCAAGGGACAGCCUGUUGCGGUCAAGAUCAUAGCCAAAGCGAAGAUGACAACAGCAAUAGCUAUUGAAGAUGUUCGUAGAGAGGUGAAAAUACUGAAAGCAUUAUCUGGACAUAAGAAUCUGGUCAGAUUUUACGAUGCAUUUGAGGAUGCCAAUAAUGUCUACAUAGUCAUGGAGUUGUGUGAAGGUGGAGAACUACUGGAUAAAAUUUUGUCAAGGGGUGGAAGAUAUACAGAAGGAGAUGCUAAGACUAUUGUUGUGCAAAUUUUAAGUGUAACAGCCUUCUGUCAUCUUCAAGGUGUUGUGCACCGUGAUCUAAAGCCAGAGAACUUUCUUUUUACCACAAGAAAUGAGGAUGCUCCAAUGAAGGUUAUUGAUUUUGGUCUCUCAGAUUUUAUUAGGCCCGAUCAACGCCUCAAUGAUAUUGUUGGAAGUGCAUACUAUGUUGCACCUGAAGUGUUACAUAGAUCUUACAGUCUUGAAGCUGAUAUGUGGAGUAUUGGUGUCAUAACGUAUAUACUGCUUUGUGGAAGUAGACCUUUCUGGGCACGAACUGAAUCAGGAAUAUUUCGUUCAGUGCUAAGAGCUGAUCCUAACUUUAAUGAUACACCUUGGCCUGCAGUGUCCUCGGAAGCCAAAGAUUUUCUGAAAAGGCUUUUGAACAAGGACCACAGAAAAAGAAUGACUGCCGCCCAAGCUUUAACUCACCCAUGGUUACGGGAUGAAAAACAUGAUGUGCCUUUAGAUAUAUUAAUCUACAAGUUGGUUAAGUCAUAUGUUCGUGCCACACCUUUCAAGCGUGCAGCACUAAAGGCUCUUUCCAAGGCUAUAACAGAAGACGAGCUCUACUAUCUUAGGGCUCAAUUUAGGCUCUUGGAUCCUAAACAUGGAUAUGUGUCCCUUGAUAAUUUCAGAACGGCCCUCAUGAGAAAUUCAACUGAUGCCAUGAAGGAGUCAAGGGUUCAUGACAUUAUAAAUGUGAUGGAACCACUCUCACACAAGAAAUUGGACUUCGAAGAGUUUUGCGUUGCUGCAAUAAAUACGUAUCAGCUAGAAGCUCAUGAAGGAUGGGAGAAGAUUGCAAGUACGGCUUUUGAGUAUUUUGAAAAUGAAGGAAACCGGGUCAUCUCUGUGGAGGAGUUGGCACAGGAAAUGAAUCUGGGGCCUACCUCUUACCCUUUACUCAAUGACUGGAUCCGAACUUCGGAUGGAAAACUUACCUUCCUUGGAUACACCAAAUUUUUGCAUGGUGUAACAGUACGUAGUUCCAAUACUAGACAGCGGUAA